Molecule: messenger RNA, 1338 nt
Organism: Podarcis raffonei (Aeolian wall lizard)
Lineage: Eukaryota; Metazoa; Chordata; Lepidosauria; Squamata; Lacertidae
Gene: ABHD13
Product: abhydrolase domain containing 13
Exons: 2
Coding region: 185-1198 (337 amino acids)
Cellular component (GO): membrane
Molecular function (GO): palmitoyl-(protein) hydrolase activity
Source: RefSeq, a predicted model, not a curated record
UCUCUGCCUCGCUACGUGAAGAUCCGCCGGCAGCCUCAUUACUUAGCUCUAAAUGACAUUCUUUGGAAUUUAGCCCUGCUGAGUUUGUAUAGUAUCUGAAAUAAGUGUGCUUCGCAGUUCCAGUUUAUUUCAGUGGGAUUUGCUUCGAUGCUUCAUAUGGACUAAAGAUUCAUUGACUACUAUAAUGGAAAAAUCAUGGAUGCUUUGGACUUUCAUUGAAAAGUGGCUCCUUACGUUGGUCUCAUGGUCCUGGGGCCUCUGCCGUAUCUCUCUCUUACCUUUGAUAGUAACUUUUCAUUUGUAUGGAGGCAUGAUAUUACCUCUGCUAAUAUUUGUAUCUAUUGCAGGUAUAUUAUAUAAAUUCCAGGAUGUGUUGCUUUAUUUCCCAGAGCAACCUGCUUCAUCGCGACUCUAUGUCCCCAUGCCUACUGGCAUCCCACAUGAAAACAUCUUCAUCAAAACCAAAGAUGGUGUGUUGCUCAAUCUGAUUCUACUCAGAAACACAGGAGACAAUUCCUCAUAUUCACCUACUAUCAUUUACUUUCAUGGAAAUGCAGGAAACAUUGGUCACAGACUACCCAAUGCUUUGCUGAUGCUGGUAAACCUGAAAGUCAACUUAUUGCUGGUUGACUAUAGAGGCUAUGGAAAAAGUGAAGGAGAAGCAAGCGAGGAUGGCAUCUAUUUAGAUUCUGAGGCUGUGCUAGACUAUGUGAUGACUAGAUCUGACCUUGACAAGACAAAAAUCUUUCUCUUUGGACGAUCCUUGGGGGGAGCAGUUGCUAUUCGCCUAGCAUCUGAGAAUUCCCAUAGGAUUUCUGCCAUCAUCGUGGAGAACACAUUCCUUAGUAUCCCGCAUAUGGCCAGCACUCUGUUUUCUUUCUUUCCAAUGAGGUACCUUCCUUUGUGGUGCUAUAAAAACAAGUUCCUCUCCUAUCGAAAAAUAUCUCAGUGCAGAAUGCCUUCACUCUUCAUAUCUGGGCUUGCUGACCAGCUGAUUCCUCCAGUUAUGAUGAAGCAGCUUUAUGAGCUUUCCCCUGCUCGGACUAAGAGAUUGGCAAUAUUUCCAGAUGGAACUCAUAACGACACUUGGCAGUGCCAAGGCUACUUCACAGCACUUGAACAAUUCAUCAAAGAAGUUGCAAAGAGUUAUUCCCCUGAAGAAAUGGCAAAAAUGUCAUCUAAUGUAACAAUAAUAUAACUAACUCCAGUCUUUCUGUCUGAUACAACUGCAAUGUACCUGGAUUUGUAGAAAGUGAUAAAGAAUGACAAUUUUUAAAGUGUGUACUCUGUCUUGUACUUAUCUAAAGAGCAAAAUUAAACAUGGAGAGAUCUAAUAAA